Molecule: messenger RNA, 3264 nt
Organism: Miscanthus lutarioriparius
Lineage: Eukaryota; Viridiplantae; Streptophyta; Magnoliopsida; Poales; Poaceae
Source: the annotation of a GenBank genome assembly
AUGGCGGCGGCGACGGACGGGGACGCCCCGAUCGCGGCGUUCGCGGUGGCCAAGGGCGGCGUCGUGCUCAAGCACAUCUUCCUCAACGCGCCCCCGCAGGAGGCGACGACGACGCGCGGGGCCGCUGGCGGACGAGGGGUGGAGGACGGGGACGGCGAGGAGGAGGAGGACCCGCCGGUGAUGGUGGGGCGGCACCCCGACUGCCACGUGCUCGUCGACCACCCCAGCGUCAGCCGCUUCCACCUCGAGCUGCGGUGCCGGCGUCGGCAGAGGCUCAUCACCGUCACCGACCUCUGCUCCGUGCACGGGACAUGGGUGUCGGGGCGACGGAUCCCACCCAACACGCCGGUGGAUCUGGCCACCGGUGACACGCUACGCCUCGGGGCCUCUAAGAGGGAGUAUAGGCUGCUCUGGCUAUCGCUGCGUGAGGCAUUUGAGAUGGACGAUCUGCUGUAUAUGCCAUCGCUCCCUGAGGAGGACAAAGAGGAGCCCCAUGCUAAGGAACCAAGCAGCCAGUUAGUGCCUGGGCACAGGGAUUCAGUGGACAUGGAGACCCAUCAGAAUACAAGUGAACAAAUUGUGUCAGAAGACAUUACAUUUCCAGGCAAAGUGGCCCCCUCAGCACCUCCAUUGUCUGACUUUGUUGAUCCCUUUUUUGCGGAAGAGCCUUCGCUUUCCCAAUUUCAUGAGAAAAGAGACAGAGUGACAGAGGAAAAGUUGGUUGACAAGAAUCAAAUUUCAGAAUCUUUUGGUUCAUUGAUCAUACAGGAAAUGGCAGGCACACUGACAAAUGCUGGAAAAUCAAUCCAGUCAGACAAGCAGGAUGCCUCAAACAAAAUGUCCAAGAGGUCCAAGUUGAAGUCAGUCAAAUCACUUCGUGUUGACACAGGCAGGAGCAGGGAUAGAAGCAGCACUCUGAGCCAUAGCAUUCAGAAGGGAGACCAAAAUGAGAUUAUUGUAUGUUCUCAGAGCUGUGGGACAGAAUGCGCUGCCUGUAUAGCUUUAUUUGGUAUUUCUGAAGUUGAAAGAGCUGAAGAAAAGGAAGAGUUGAUUGCUGAAGAUAAGGUUGACAUGAAUCCCCCAGCCAGCAUGAUCAUGGAGGGAAGUAUGAAAGAGAGAGAAACUGAGAAUUAUAUCCCACAAGAUCCAGUUGAUGCAAAGCUGCAGAAGAAACUAGGCUUGUUAGAUUCUGCUCUCCCUUUGCAUUUCAAAGAUGAUGCAUUAACUGACAAAGUAAUUCCGCAAUGGAAUGGUGCUACUGUUCAUACAGAAUCUGAGCUUGUUUCAGAAAAUCUUAUAAUGCCAGAAAUGAAGCACGAUGGUUUGAACCAUCUUAACUUGGAGGGAGGUCUCUCAGAAAACGAGAGUAUGGACCCAAAUAACAGUGCUGAGGGUCCUGGGAACUGUCCGCUUGAAGGCACCAUUUGUGGGAAUCUAUUUGACAAUUUGGAUACUGAAGGAAUUGAAGAAGAUGAAGAGCUCUGCCCACUGGACAAGGAUGAAAUCACCCCCAAUGUAUCAGGUAACAUAAUAAUGGAGAGGAGCCAUAGAGAUAGAGGUCUGAAGCCUACCAUUUCCCAACAGUUGAUGGAUUCCAUUUCCCCUCUCAAUUUAGAUCAUGACGAUUUUUCUGAAAAUGAGAACUCCAAGCUGAACACUGGAGAUCAGAUGAAAUCAAAUGAACCUGUCUCUGAGAAUCUUAACGCAUUAAUGCCCAUUUCACAUCUGGAAUUCAAAGAUGACAUCCUUCUGGAUAUGGAAAACUCGGUGCCGGCUCUGGGAAAGUCUGAGGCUAUGUUCCCUGUGAGGCAGGAAAAUCUGUUCUCAGACAAGGAGAAUGUGACUCCAGCCUCUAAGGUGAAGACCAAUGUUAGGAGAGUUCUUGGUACAAGGAUGGAUAAUUCAGUGUCAGCAGCAAAUGCUUCAAAUAAGAAAAAAGUUCUUGGGUCGAGGGUGGAUAAUUCAGUGUCAACAGAGAAUAGUUCAAAUAAGAAGCAAUGCAGUGAAUUAUCAUCAAAGUCUGAAAAAUUCCACACAGUAGACUUUGAUGUUUUCUAUUCAGAUAAGGAGAAUUUGACCCCUAUAGCUUCAGGAGGCAUGAAAGCAAGGAAGUGUUUUCCCAAGGACCUCUCAGUCGACUUAGAUCAACAUCAGGAAGCAUUCUGCUCAGACAAGGAGAACUUGACACCACUAUCUUCUGCAGCUCUGAAAACAAGGGAUAUGUCUGAAAACCGUACACGUCUUGAAAGUGCAAUCACGAAGAAAAGGGUUGCUGAUAGGCUCCCCUUCCAGACUCUUCUGUCAAAUUCUCCUUUGAGACCUGCUACCUGUGCUGUUGCUAGGCCAGCUGACAUUGCUGCUGGUGACUUGGUGAUCAAGUUGGAAGAUAAAUUCAACAAUCUUUCAUGUAAUAACCAAGAAUCAGGUAGUACUGGACAAGGUAUGAAAACCUGGACCAUGGUGGCUAAUACAGACAGUCUUCUUGAUGACGAAUCUAGGAAGGCUAUUAUGCUGUUAAGAGGCCUAAAAGGAACUCAUCUGUUCAUACCGAGGAUUGUGAUCAGGGAGUUGGAUUCCAUGAAGCAGCAGGAGGGCCUGUUCCGACGGUCAACGAAGGCGACCUCCAUCCUGCAAUGGAUCGAGGAGUGCAUGGCAAUGGAGAGCUGGUGGAUCCAUGUCCAGAGCUCGGCCGACAUGUGCCCGGUGGCGCCAACCCCGCCCGCGACCCCUUCGGCGCAGCGCAUCGACGAGGAGAUCGAGAUCGGCUCCGGUUCCUUUCAACCCGAUGGCGUCGUUCUUCUCCCCGCGAAGCUCCGCGCUCGCGGACAUCGCCUCUCCCAGGCCCGAGGACCGCGUCCUCGACUGCGCCCUCCAGUUCAGCAGGCUCCGGAGCGGCGAGAAGGUCGUCGUCCUGUCCAACAGCGUCACUCUCAAGAUCAAAGCCAUGGCAGAGGUACGGGCUUGCCUUGCGAGGAGGCGAAGGAGUUCCGCGAGUCCCUGAUGGACCCGUCGUCCAGGCGGUUCAUGUGGGCGGCCAGCGCGCCGCGGGGGUCGGCCUGGUCGUGCCUGGACGCGUCCGCGCUGGCGGAGAACUACUACAACAGCCACCACCACGCGAUGAGGCGGAGGGUGGUCCCGGCGAGGCCCGCCCAGGCCGCCAAGGGCCUGAAGCUCAUCCUGCGUCACAACUCCCUGUACGCGCAGGCCACGACGGACGCCGCCGUCAACAAGACGACGCCGCUGGCAUCGCUCGCCUCGGUGUGA